Molecule: messenger RNA, 2638 nt
Organism: Chlorocebus sabaeus (green monkey)
Lineage: Eukaryota; Metazoa; Chordata; Mammalia; Primates; Cercopithecidae
Gene: APCDD1
Product: APC down-regulated 1
Biological process (GO): negative regulation of Wnt signaling pathway
Cellular component (GO): plasma membrane
Molecular function (GO): Wnt-protein binding
Source: RefSeq, a predicted model, not a curated record
GUCGCCUCCCCCGACCGCCCCCUCCCGGGCCCCUCCUCCGUGCCGCGGCCAGGCUGCCCCGCCGGCGGCGCCCUGGAAAUAUGAAGAGACGCUGCAGCUGCGGUGGCGGUGGCGGCCACUGCAGCUCGGAGCGGCGCACGCGGCGGCCGGGGCGGGACGCGGGGCCGGGCGCGGAGAAGUCGGGGCGGGCGGCAGAGAGGCCGGGACGCGGACCGGGCCGGGGCGCCCACAGCCGCCCGACGGCGCCCAGGGAGCGCGCGCCCCGCAGCCCCGCGCCUCGCCCACCGGGCAUGGGGCGCGCCGCAGCCGCCUGAAGCCCCGGCCUGGCCCGGCCGCACCCGGCCGGAGGCGGAGGGCAGAGCGCGCGCCCAGCUGCCCGGUCACCAAAUCGGAGCGCAGCGUGCGGGAGGGCCCAGAGCAGGACUGGAAAUGUCCUGGCCGCGCCGCCUCCUGCUCAGAUACCUGUUCCCGGCCCUCCUGCUUCACGGGCUGGGAGAGGGUUCUGCCCUCCUUCAUCCAGACAGCAGGUCCCAUCCUAGGUCCUUAGAGAAGAGCGCCUGGAGGGCUUUCAAGGAGUCACAGUGCCAUCACAUGCUCAAACAUCUCCACAAUGGCGCAAGGAUCACUGUGCAGAUGCCACCUACAAUCGAGGGCCACUGGGUCUCCACAGGCUGUGAAGUAAGGUCAGGCCCAGAGUUCAUCACAAGGUCCUACAGAUUCUACCACAAUAACACCUUCAAGGCCUACCAGUUUUAUUAUGGCAGCAACCGGUGCACAAAUCCCACUUACACUCUCAUUAUCCGGGGCAAGAUCCGCCUCCGCCAGGCCUCCUGGAUCAUCCGAGGGGGCACGGAAGCCGACUACCAGCUGCACAGCGUCCAAGUGAUCUGCCACACAGAGGCGGCGGCCGAGAAGCUCGGCCAGCAGGUGAACCGCACGUGCCCGGGGUUCCUCGCAGACGGGGGUCCCUGGGUGCAGGACGUGGCCUAUGACCUCUGGCGAGAGGAGAAUGGCUGUGAGUGCACCAAGGCCGUGAACUUUGCCAUGCAUGAGCUUCAGCUCAUCCGGGUGGAGAAGCAGUACCUUCACCACAACCUCGACCACCUGGUCGAGGAGCUCUUCCUUGGUGACAUUCAUACCGAUGCCACCCAGAGGAUGUUCUACCGGCCGUCCAGUUACCAGCCCCCUCUGCAGAAUGCCAAGAACCAUGACCACGCCUGCAUCGCCUGUCGGAUCAUCUAUCGGUCAGACGAGCACCACCCUCCCAUCCUGCCCCCGAAGGCAGACCUGACCAUCGGCCUGCACGGGGAGUGGGUGAGCCAGCGCUGCGAGGUGCGCCCCGAAGUCCUCUUCCUCACCCGCCACUUCAUCUUCCAUGACAACAACAACACCUGGGAGGGCCACUACUACCACUACUCAGACCCGGUGUGCAAGCACCCCACCUUCUCCAUCUAUGCCCGGGGCCGCUACAGCCGCGGCGUGCUCUCCUCCAGGGUCAUGGGAGGCACGGAGUUCGUGUUCAAAGUGAAUCACAUGAAGGUCACCCCCAUGGAUGCAGCCACAGCCUCACUGCUCAACGUCUUCAACGGGAAUGAGUGUGGGGCCGAGGGCUCCUGGCAGGUAGGCAUCCAGCAGGAUGUGACCCACACCAAUGGCUGCGUGGCCCUGGGCAUCAAACUACCUCACACGGAGUACGAGAUCUUCAAAAUGGAACAGGAUGCCCGGGGGCGCUAUCUGCUGUUCAAUGGCCAGAGGCCCAGCGACGGGUCGAGUCCAGACAGGCCAGAGAAGAGAGCCACGUCCUACCAGAUGCCCUUGGUCCAGUGUGCCUCCUCUUCGCCGAGGGCAGAGGACCUCGCAGAAGACAGUGGAAGCCGCCUGUAUGGCCGGGCCCCUGCGAGGCACCCCUGGCCCCUGCUGCUGGCUGCACUCGCCUGCCUUGUCACUCUGCUGCAUUGGAACAUCCGCAGAUAGAAGUUUUAGAAAGUUGUAUUUUUCCAAACCAGGAUUCCUUACUAUUGACAGAUUUUCUUUACCGAAAGAAAAGACAUUGAUUCUUUUGAUGCACUCGAAUGCCAGAGAACUGUCCUUCUUUUUCUCCUCUCCCUCCCUCCCCGCCCCUGAGUCAUGGACAGCAGAGAGCGUUUGAAGUUUCUGCUUUGAACUCCGUCCAGCCUGAUCCCUGCCCUGAGCAACUUCACAACAGUAAUUGCACUUUAAGACAGCCGAGAGUUUUGGACGAGCGUGUUUGGUAGCAGGGAUGAAAGCUAAGGCCCUCUUAUUUUUUUCUCUUAAUUAUUAUUAUAUUUCUGAGUUAAACUUAGAAGAAACAACUAUCAAGCUACAGUUUUUCCUGCCAUUUUCCUGUGGUUGCAGUCUGUCUUCCUUUGAAAUUGUUUCACUCUCUGAGUUUUAUAUGCUGGAAUCCAAUGCAGAGUUGGUUUGGGACUGUGAUCAAGACACCUUUUAUUAAUAAAGAAGAGACACAGGUGUAGAUAUGUAUAUACAAAAAGGUGUACGGUCUGGCUAAACCACCUUCGUAGCCUUUAUGCAAAAAAAGGGGAGAAUCAAAGCUUUCAUUUCAGAAAUGUUGCGUGGAAAAAUAUCUGUAAUUAAAGUUUCGAAGUAAUUUAACCUA